This is a messenger RNA of Homalodisca vitripennis (glassy-winged sharpshooter), 2883 nucleotides long. It is a transcript of the gene Osbp, whose product is annotated as oxysterol-binding protein 1. Gene Ontology annotation, cellular component: membrane; intracellular membrane-bounded organelle; cytosol. The coding region runs from base 180 to 2573 and encodes 797 amino acids. The transcript has 13 exons. The record is from RefSeq and is a predicted model, not a curated record. Gene Ontology annotation, molecular function: sterol binding. NCBI's taxonomy places the organism in Eukaryota, Metazoa, Arthropoda, Insecta, Hemiptera, Cicadellidae.
GUUAGGUCCAUGCAACCAAAACCACACACACACAGAUGGGGUUUGAUUUUUCUGGAAUGUAUAUAUGUUACGUUUUAAGUAAAUAAUAUAAAUUUGCAAAUUCUCAGCUAGAUUAGUAUGGAGAACAUUAUGAAAUGCAGUGUUAGUUUUAGUUAGUUUUUAGGCAAUACAAACGAACAAUGUCUGAUAGUAAACCUCGUUACGAUGUUGAGAUGAAAGGAUGGUUGAUGAAAUGGACAAAUUAUAUUAAAGGUUAUCAAAGAAGAUGGUUCGUUUUGUCCAAUGGAUUAUUGUCGUAUUACAGGAACCAGGCUGAGAUGGCCCACACUUGCCGAGGGACGAUAAGUCUUCAUGGGGCUCUAAUCCAUACAGUUGAUUCGUGUACCUUUGUCAUAUCAAAUGGCGGUACACAGACAUUCCAUAUUAAGGCAGCGAAUGAGGUGGAAAGGCAGAGAUGGGUUACAGCACUGGAACUGGCUAAAGCCAAAGCUAUUAGAGCCAUGGAAUCUGAAGACGAGGAAGAUGUUGAGUUCGACCAAGCCCAUAAGCGAGAGAUGGAGUCCACGAUUAAGUGUCUCAACAGUCGUCUAGAGGACCUGCAGACAUAUAACGAACUCAUCAACAAACAUGGCAGUGCGCUGCAGCGCUCUCUCUCAGAUCUCGAGUCCCACGACAAUGCCCAAGAUGUGACCACUAAAAUGAAAGCGAUCAAUGAACGUGCAACACUUUUCAGAAUUUCAUCAAAUGCCAUGAUUAAUGCAUGCUCAGAAUUCUUGGAGCUGGCCCAAUCACAGGGUCAUAAGUGGCAGAAGAUGUUGCAGCAUGAACAAGACCAGAGGCAGCGGCUAGAGGAGAUCAUUGAACAAUUGGCGAGGCAGCAGAACAUCCUGGAACAGGCAGCCAAGACUCAUCAACUGCAAGCCAGUUUGUCAGCUUCUUCAGAUGAAGAUGAUGAUGAAGCAAUAGAGUUUUAUGACGCUGAAAGUGAACAGAAAAGUGGUCCACUCUCAACUGUAACAUUAUCCAAGGAAAAGAAGUGUGAAAAGACAACCAAAUUAAAAGUUCAGGCCAUGGAAGGAUUGAAUGAGGAAGCGUCCCCGUCCAGCAGUGAUGUGGAAGAGGUGGGAGGUGAUAAAAGUAACUCUCAGCAACCCCAGAACAAAAAGAGAGGCCUCAUAAGUAACUUCUAUCACACUGGAAAAAAUAAAGACAAGCGAUCAUCCCCUAAAGGGAAGAAAGCAGUGCCUUCAACACCGUUGGAUUCUACGAAGUGUCAGAGCUCGAACGAGCCGCUACCAAGCUGCUCAGCAGCAGGAACUGAAUCGCAGCCUCUCACCCCUACACAAGCCUUGUGUCACUCCAUUGCACGGCCUGGCGUGAGGCGCACUAGAGUCCCAGACCGACCUAACUGUUCCCUCAACCUCUGGAGCAUCAUGAAAAACUGUAUUGGAAAAGAACUUUCCAAAAUACCGAUGCCUGUCAACUUUUCCGAGCCAUUGUCGAUGCUGCAGCGACUCACUGAAGAUUAUGAAUACGCAAGUGUUUUAGACCGUGCUGCAGAAUGCGCAGACAUGACAGAACAGCUGGCUUAUGUGGCAGCUUUCACUGUCUCUAGCUACUCAAGCACAGUUAACCGAACAGGGAAACCAUUCAACCCUCUACUGGGCGAGACGUAUGAGUGCGAUCGCCGUGAUGAUCUGGGUUGGAGGGCUAUCUCAGAACAAGUAUCUCAUCAUCCUCCUAUGGUGGCUCAGUAUUGUGAGGGGAAGAAGUGGACCUGUUGGCAAGAGUUCACAAUGACGUCAAAAUUCCGUGGAAAAUAUCUGCAAGUGACACCCAUGGGAACUGCGCAUUGCCUUUUCCCAGAAACAGGUAACCACUACACUUGGAAGAAAGUGACAACCACUGUCCAUAACAUAAUCGUUGGCAAGUUGUGGAUAGACCAGCAUGGAGACACAGAGAUACUAAAGCAUCCUGAUAAGACCAAGUGCAAGUUGACAUACAUACCCUAUAGUUACUUCACCAGGGAUGUACAGCGGAAAGUGACAGGGUGUGUUACGGACGGAGCUGGGGUGGCUCGUUGGGCAAUCAAAGGUACUUGGGAUGGACAAAUCGACAUCGCACCCAUCACAGCUAAUGAUGGCACUCCUGAGAAUCCAGUAUACAAAACAGGGAGUUACAUUACUGCCUGGAAAAGAACAGACCCACCGGCUGACUACGACAAGUAUUACAACUUCACUUUGUUGGCUUGCCAACUGAAUGAGAUGGAGGAGGGUAUCGCUCCCACAGACUCUCGCCUGAGACCAGAUCAGAGGCUAAUGGAGGAGGGUAGGUGGCAGGAUGCGAACCAGAUCAAGCAAAAACUGGAGGAGAAGCAGAGAACAGUGCGCAGGCAGCGGGAGUCUAAUGCCGAGAUUGCAGCUUGUGAUGGGACGCCAUACAUUCCCUAUGAGCCAGUCUGGUUCAAGCAGGAGAUGGAUGAAGUCACCGGACAACCUGCACACUCCUACAAGGGUGGCUACUGGGAAGCUAAGGAGAGACAGGAUUGGUCUAUGUGCCCUGAUAUAUUUUAAGAUUUGUGAUAUUCCUUUUAAAUGCUUGAGCACUAUCUUUAAUUUUUCACUAUUUUGAAAGUAUUAUCGUAAAAAUAAUUUAUUUUAAAUAAUAAUACUGCAAUACUUUUAUAGCUUGUUGUUGUUGCAAUAUGUUGUGUUUGUUGUCAAACGAAUGACAUUUAUCUAGUGCAAUAAUUUUAUUUUGUGAUAAUCAAAUGAGAUUAAUUAUUUGUUUCUCUGCUUAGUACAUUGGUGCUCGAGCUUGCAAAUAAAUGUACAGAGAUUAUAUAGCAUUGAUUAAAGUUGAUAUCCAGUAUUUGUUCCAAUA